Messenger RNA from Toxotes jaculatrix (banded archerfish), 3077 nucleotides. RefSeq names its product kelch domain-containing protein 10-like. The transcript is spliced from 10 exons. Gene Ontology annotation, molecular function: protein binding. Lineage: Eukaryota; Metazoa; Chordata; Actinopteri; Toxotidae. Gene Ontology annotation, biological process: positive regulation of stress-activated MAPK cascade. The record is from RefSeq and is a predicted model, not a curated record. Bases 164 to 1417 code for a protein of 417 amino acids.
UCUGUCGUGUUAUGGGUUUUUUUUUUCUCUUCCACAUCUUCACUUUACUUUGGCGUGGUUGUGCGAACCUGCAGUCUCAUGCCACGGCGUUUGGUUAAAGUGAAGCGGGUUCUUGUGCAGGUCUGGGUGUAACCCUUGUGUGUGUUUGUGCGCUCGUGUUAAGAUGUCGUCGGCCCAACAUGACGGGACCUUCAGUCAGCUCAAUAAGUUUGAGAAACUGUCGUGGAGGCCCUCCGUCCGAGACUCAGGCUCUAAGAAGCGGGCACGGUGGCUUCAGGCUCGACGCAUCUUCUCCCCUUCCUGCCCAAACCUGCGGAUCCCCAACAGGUUUCUGAGAGAAGGACACUGUGUACCCCCCGCCCGGAGUGGACACCGCUGUGUUGCAGACAGCGCCAACCUGUAUGUGUUUGGAGGCUACAACCCAGAUUUUGAGGAAGCAGGCGGGUCAGAGAAUGAAGACUACCCUCUUUUCAGGGAGCUUUGGCGGUUUCAUUUUGCCACAGCCACAUGGCAACAAGUCCGCACAGAGGGUUACAUGCCCACAGAGCUGGCCUCUAUGUCAGCUGUUUUACAUGGCAACAACCUACUUGUGUUUGGUGGCACUGGGAUUCCAUUUGGUGAAAACAAUGGCAACGAUGUCCACGUUUGCAAUGUUCAGUACAAACGAUGGAACCUGCUCAACUGCAGAGGGAAGAAGCCCAACAAGAUAUACGGGCAGGCAAUGGUCAUCAUCAAUGGCUACCUCUAUGUGUUUGGAGGGACGACGGGCUACCUUUACAGCACUGACCUGCACAGGCUGGACCUGACCACCAGAGAAUGGGCCCACCUCAAACCCAACAACGCACCCUCAGAUCUACCUGAGGAGAGGUACAGACAUGAGCUAGCUCAUGAUGGACAGAGAAUAUAUAUUUUAGGAGGUGGAACUUCCUGGACAUCAUAUUCCCUGGACAAGAUUCACGCAUAUAACCUAGAGACAAAUAACUGGGAGGAAAUAAUCACCAAACCCCAUGAAAAAAUAGGAUAUCCCGCUGCCCGCCGCUGUCACAGCUGUGUGCAGGUCAAAGAUGAGGUGUUUAUAUGUGGGGGUUAUAAUGGUGAGGUGAUCCUGUCGGACCUGUGGAAGAUCAACCUGCAGACUUUUCAGUGGAUCAAGCUGCCUGCCAUCAUGCCAGAACCAGCCUACUUUCACUGUGCUGCAGUCACUCCAGCUGGCUGCAUGUAUGUCCACGGUGGUGUCGUCAACAUGUCUGGGAACCGAAGGACUGGUUCUUUGUACAAAGUGUGGUUGGUGGUGCCCAGCCUGCUGGAACUAACCUGGGAAAAACUGCUGAAAACUUUCCCUCACCUAGCCCAGCUGUCCACCCUUCAGCUGCUCAGCCUGGGACUGACACACACACUAAUUCAGCGGCUCAAAUAGAGGGAGCCCAGAGACUGAAGGAAGCGGUAUGUGAUGGCACAGCACUGACUCUAAAAUCACUGAAAACUAGGCAAAAACAUUCUUAAAAGAAAAUCUGAUGUCAGAUGGUAAUGAAAAUACUUUGAAUGCCUUUUAACAUUAGUCCUAUGUAAACGUGUGCUUUUUUAAAAAAAUGCUAAGUGCAAUGUUUUUAAGUUUCUCUGUAUGUGAACGUGUCAGAUAUUUGUGCACGUAUCCAUCAGAAGCCAUGCAUCAGUGUGGAAUCGCUGUAUGCUGAUGAUUUCCACUUCCCUGUCGCUCAGAGGUAUCUUGUGCUGUGUCUUAUGUUUUGCACUCCUCAGCGUUUUCUUUUUUUAUUUAUUUUUUUUAAACUCGCAUCAUUGUCACAGAAAGUUAUGGAGCAUGAGCAGGAAUAGUUAAAUGUUCCAAAGACCACUUUCACCACUUGAAAGGCAAAACGAAUGUUGCUUCUGCUCGAGUCAUUUUAGUUUCCGUUCAGAGGAUGAGAUACAACUGUUUUGUUGUUGCUGAAGUGGAGUUGUGUUGCUGUGAGUCAGCUGCUUUUACGCCCACUGUGACAUAGGGAAGGUUUAGAAAUGACUGUAGUUUCCAGCAGGAGAAAUUUGUGAGCAGUUUGCAUCCUGAGAGACACUUCCAUUCGGUUAGUUAGGGGUCAUGUAGAUUUUCUGAAAAAGCAGCACAUUGCUGAUAAUGCAUGUUAUAACUGUGAUACCUCCUAACAAUCUAACUAGGUCAAUUAUUUAAGGCAUUGUGUUUGAGCCUCAAGGAUUGCAUGCUAACAUUGAGCUGUGAUUAUAACGACGUUCAAAUUGAAAAAUGUUCUCCUCACUGGUCACAUUAGGCCUUGUGAUCAGACAAAAACCCAAAAGCCUCUUUAAAGCAUCUGUGACAUUGCAUCACUGUGAAUCUUCUUGUGCCUCUGAUUCUUUUUUUUUUGGGAAAAAUGAAGCUCAGUUAGAAGUUAGAAAUGAACUUGCACACCUGUAGCUCCACAGCGUUUCUCAAGCCUUUUUAUUUCUUCAUCUGGUGCCUUCUGAAUUUUUAAGAUUUCAUCCUUACUCUCUCUCAGCUGUGUUACAUGUAGGCUUUUUUCCUCCAUGUGAUUUACCUGGUGCUUUCCACAUGAGCCUUUUGUUGCUGAACUAUUCUGCUCAUGAUUAAUCAGGAGAUACCACAGCAGCUAAGGAUUUUUCAUCAACUUAAACCCAUAGAGACAUUUUACUCAUGUAAAUCACUAUGCUGCUGUGUUUUUUUCUGUUUUUUUGUUUGUUUUUUGUUUGUUUUUUGUUUUUGUUUAGUUUUUUUUUUGUUUUUUUUGUGUUUUUUUUUGUGUUUUUUUGUUUUUGUUUUUUUUUUACAAAACUUUGAAUUGUAGCAGAUUAUGUAUCUACAUUUUUUCCCCCACCUGAUUUCACUAUCAUUUCAGUUCUCACUUUAUGCCUAAACCCCAUUUUAACCUUUUCAUACAUAGGCUCUAUUAUUAUUAUUGUUUUUUUUUAAGUUUAAGUUUUGGUUUGGUUUCUCUAGAGAACGUUGAGCUAUAGUGCUGUGGUACUUAAAAAAAUAAGUGGGACUUGGGACUUUUUAAAAAAAAAAAUAGCAACAAGGUAUGAGGAGUAUGUGAGGCGUCCUCAGGAUG